This is a messenger RNA of Chelmon rostratus (copperband butterflyfish), 4019 nucleotides long. It is a transcript of the gene kcnh2b, whose product is annotated as potassium voltage-gated channel, subfamily H (eag-related), member 2b. The record is from RefSeq and is a predicted model, not a curated record. The transcript has 23 exons. Gene Ontology annotation, cellular component: membrane. Lineage: Eukaryota; Metazoa; Chordata; Actinopteri; Chaetodontiformes; Chaetodontidae. Bases 1 to 3972 code for a protein of 1323 amino acids. Gene Ontology annotation, biological process: potassium ion transmembrane transport; membrane repolarization during action potential; regulation of heart rate by cardiac conduction. Gene Ontology annotation, molecular function: inward rectifier potassium channel activity.
AUGCCGGUCCGGAGGGGCCAUGUGGCUCCGCAGAACACCUUCCUGGACACCAUCAUCAGGAAAUUCGACAGUCAAAGUCGCAACUUCGUCAUAGCCAACGCAAGAGUGGAAAACUGCGCCAUCAUCUACUGCAAUGAUGGCUUCUGCCACAUGUGUGGCUACUCACGUGCUGAGAUCAUGCAGAAGCCGUGCACGUGUAACUUCCUGUACGGACCCGACACCAAGCGGCUGGCCAUUGCCCAGAUGGCGCAGGCCCUUCUUGGGUCGGAGGAGAGGAAAGUGGAGAUCAACCUUUACCGCAAAGAUGGUCACUGCUUCCUGUGUAUGGUGGAUGUGGUGCCAGUGAAGAACGAGGAUGGCGUGGUGAUCAUGUUCAUCCUCAACUUCGAGGUCAUGUCAGAGGAGACUUUCCCAGACCAGAAAGAGGAGCUCAACCACCGCCUGCCCACCUGGCUCGUCACCGGUCGUCCACGAGGUUUCAAGCUGCGCCUCCCGCUGCUGCGCUCCUUGUCCAACAGUAAAGCGUCUCUAAACGACGCGGAGGCUGGUGACAUCCCCACUGCCACGCCCCUGCCGCUGCACCCAGACCACCACAGUCACGAGUCCCUAUGCCUGGGGGAGUUCCUGCCCCUUCCCACUUUACCACCAGACCACCAGGAGCCAAUCAGUGGAAGCAGGUCAGCUCUCCAGAGUUGGCCAGAAGACCGCCAGGAGGACCAGCGCACCUUACUGAGCUGUGACCCUCCUGUACCUCCUCCUCCUGCUCCUCCUCCUCCACAUAGAACCCAGCUGGUGGGUCCCCUCACCCAGUCAUCACCCUGCGUAGCACCUCACCACCGCCUCAGCCUCAACCCGGACGGCUCGGGCUCCAACUGCUCCCUGUCGCACAGCCGCUCGCGUGAGAGCUUCCACAGCAUGCGUCGCGCCUCCUCCGUCGAUGAGAUCGAGGCCAUGAGGCCCGACUGGGACCGAAAGAACCGGAGAGCAAGUGUCCGGCCGGGCAGCACUGGUGCAGUAAACAGUAAGUCCAACAUAUUGAACUCCACGUCGGACUCAGACCUCAUGCGGUACCGCACCAUUUCCAAAAUCCCUCAGAUUACCCUCAACUUUGUGGAUUUCAAACCUGACCCACUCAUCGCCCUGCCCACCGGGGAGAUGGACAUCAUCGCUCCCUGCAAACUCAUCGACCGAACCCACAACGUCACAGAGAAAGUCACACAGGUGCUGUCUCUGGGUGCAGACGUGUUGCCAGAGUACAAGCUCCAGGCUCCUCGCAUCCACAAGUGGACGGUGUUACACUACAGCCCCUUCAAGGCGGUGUGGGACUGGCUCAUCCUGCUGCUGGUCAUCUACACCGCCAUCCUGACACCCUACUCAGCCGCAUUCCUCCUCAACGACCAGGAAGAGGUAGCCAUGCAGAGUUGUAUUUACUCCUGCUCUCCUCUCAAUGUGGUGGACCUCAUAGUGGAUAUCAUGUUCAUUAUUGACAUCCUCAUCAACUUCAGGACAACAUAUGUGAACUCUAAUGAUGAGGUGGUGAGCCACCCAGUGCGCAUCGCCGUCCACUACUUCAAAGGCUGGUUCCUCAUCGACAUGGUGGCUGCUAUUCCCUUUGACCUGCUCAUCUACCGCAACGGAGAGGAGACCACCACUCUGAUCGGUCUGCUGAAAACCGCUCGUCUCUUGCGAUUGGUGCGUGUAGCCAGGAAGCUGGACCGCUACUCAGAGUACGGCGCAGCUGUCCUCUUCCUCCUCAUGUGCACCUUUGCCCUCAUCGCUCACUGGCUGGCCUGCAUCUGGUAUGCCAUCGGUAGCGUGGAGAGGAAUGGUUCUAUUGGCUGGCUCCACACGCUGGGGGACCAACUGGGAAAACACUACAAUGACUCUGUCCAAGGUUCAGGACCCUCAAUCAAAGACAAGUACGUCACAGCUCUGUACUUCACCUUCAGCAGUCUGACCAGUGUGGGAUUUGGAAAUGUGUCCCCAAACACCAACUCUGAGAAGAUCUUCUCCAUCUGUGUCAUGCUCAUAGGAUCCCUGAUGUACGCCAGCAUCUUCGGGAACGUUUCAGCCAUCAUCCAGCGGCUGUACUCUGGGACGGCCCGCUACCACACCCAGAUGCUGAGAGUCAGGGAGUUCAUCCGCUUCCACCAGAUCCCCAACCCGCUCAGGCAGAGGCUGGAGGAGUACUUCCAACACGCCUGGUCCUACACCAAUGGUAUCGACAUGAAUGCUGAUGAUUGGAAGACUUUGUCUCAGCAUGCAUGGUCCGACACCCUCAGAGAAAAUAGGAAAGAUGUGCUGAAAGGUUUCCCGGAGUGUCUCCAGGCGGAUAUCUGCCUCCAUCUGAACCGGACGUUGCUGCAGAACUGUAAGGCUUUUAAAGGCUCCACCAAGGGCUGCCUCCGGGCGUUGGCCAUGAAGUUCAAGACCACCCACGCACCCCCUGGUGACACGCUGGUCCACGCUGGGGACGUCCUCACGGCCCUCUACUUCAUAUCCAGAGGAUCCAUAGAGAUACUGAGAGGAGACGUGGUGGUGGCCAUCUUAGGGAAGAAUGACAUCUUCGGCGAGCCUAUCAACCUGUACUCCCGACCAGGUAAAUCCAACGCCGAUGUGAGGGCUCUAACCUACUGCGACCUCCAUAAGAUCUUCAGAGAGGAUGUUCUAGAGGUGCUGGACAUGUAUCCUGAGUUUGCGGACAACUUCUGGAACAACUUGGAAAUUACCUUCAACCUGCGAGACACCAACAUGAUCCCAGGCUCUCCAAGCAGCGAUGACUCCAACUGUGGAGGAUUCAACAAAUUGCGCAGACGCAAGUUAUCAUUCCGGAGACGUACAGAAAAAGAUGAUGCAGAUGCUGGAGAAAUUAAAAAGUCCCAUAAGUCUGUGAGACGGAGACAGAGGGAAGCAGCCAACAACCAGAAGCAGGAGGAGGCACAGAAGCGUCAGUGGGAGGCACAUCGAAGCUCUGUGUCUUCACACUCCAGUGGCGAUGAGGGGGAGGAGUCAGUUGUGACGAGACUCGCCCCUCCACCAGCAAUGCUGGAGAAUCCGCAAGCUCAGACGCCACCCAGGAACUUCAAUGAGAGCACAGAGGGCGAUGGAGACCCCAAAACUGGGAACACCUGCAACGCCCUGUCAGGUGCAUUCUCCGGCGUGUCCAACAUCUUUAGUUUCUGGGGGGAGAGUCGGGGGGGCGGUCAGUACCAGGAAGUUCCCAGCUGCAGCCUGGCCUCCCCCCCUCCCCUCAACACGCCGCUGCACAGCCUGAGCCGACAGCAACGCAACCAGCUGGACACACGCCUGGACCUGCUCCAGAAGCAGCUCAACAGGUUGGAGAGUCGCAUGUCAACGGACAUCGGAGCAAUCAUGCAGCUGCUGCAGAGACAGAUGGCCCUGGUUCCUCCUGCCUACAGCGCCGUGUCAUCACCACCUCAGGCCUCACCGUACCCUGGUCCUGGGCCAGGACCAGGUCCAGGUCCUGGAGAGAGAGUGAUCCAGCCUCUUACACCUCUGGAGACCGACACCCUGGCAUCUCUAUCACAGAUCUUGGAUUCCCAGGACUUGGAGGAGUUCCCAGCCAAGCCUCUUGACUCCCUGCAGCCCCAGGACUCCCCACUGAUUGACACCAGCCAGGCCCAACUUGCCCCCUCUGGACUGGACCCGCUGGGGCAGCAUCUGGAGCUGGAGCUGGGACUUGGGACUGGGGCUGGGGUGAUUUCAGGGCCAGCAGUAGGUUCAGGGUUAGGUUUGGAUUUAAGGAGCGGGGCAGCAGUGGGGUCAAGCUUAGGAGCAGGGUUAGACUUUGGAUCAGGGGUGUGUGUGGGGCCUGGGGCUGGGCCAGCUGCUGGAACAGAGGUAUCUAACCUGGAUCCUGAAACCCAAAGGAGGCUGUCCCUCCAGGAACCACAGACACCUCUGGACUCACGGACACCACAGAGACACGGCUCCGACCCAGGGGGGAGCUAAGGAAGAGGUGAAGGGGGGAGGAGAGUGGGAUGGAAGGACGGAUUCAG